Molecule: messenger RNA, 2961 nt
Organism: Drosophila bipectinata
Lineage: Eukaryota; Metazoa; Arthropoda; Insecta; Diptera; Drosophilidae
Source: RefSeq, a predicted model, not a curated record
UAAUUUUUUGACUUUGCGAGCUCAAAAUUUUUCUAACGCUGUUCGCCGUAGGCGUUCAAAUUCUACCAAAAACGCGCCAAAGCUAUCGGUCUAUCGACGAUAAGAGCAAAAGUUCCAUCUCCUGCCAUCUAACUAACGUAAACAAGCGCAAAAGGGAAAAUCUGGAAAUCUAUCUAGGCAGAGUCGGCAAAUAGAAGGAACUAAGGCUCUAUAUAUCUCGGCUGGUGGCUCCACUUAAUAUGGACGUGGAUGAGGAGAAAGCAGACGGAAGGACGUCUUCCGCCUGCAAAAGACAGAAACGUAAUGAUUCUCUGGAUUCCGGAGAUUCCGGUGGACUUGGAGAGUCCAUUCAGGUUGGCGUGGAGAAAAGUGCCAGUGCGAACGAGAGUCCGAUUAGUACCACUACAGUCGCAAGCACUGCCAGCAACAAUAACAACGGUGAGGGGAAACCUAUGGAGAAAGAAAACCUGUCAGAUGCGGUUGAGAAAGAAAACCCGCCUGGUGAUGCUCAGGAAAUUGGACCAGAAGAGCAAGACCAUCAGCAGGUCCCAUCCCUUCUAGAGUGUCAGCUGUCUCCCGAGUCUGCCAGCGCUGUUUUAGCUAACACCCAAAAGAGUCACUCCCCCAGCACUAGCAAUGCCAUUGAUAGCGAUGAUGAGGUGAAUGACGAUGCGGUCGAGCCGCCAGCAGAACCACCACUGCUCCUCCUAUCGGAUGAGCAGUUCAUGCCACCACGCCUUAUACGACGCUCUAGGUUUAAUUUCGAAGUCGUGGGCUCGUUGACCGACUCAGACACAAACUCUAGCUGGGAGACCCAAAGAAAUGACAGUGACCACGGAGAAGCCGCCGUUGCCGGGGAGGCCGUAGAUCCGAUGGACCAGGAGCAGGAACCGCAACAGGAAGUUCCAGCUCUGUUCAAUUCCUCAUCCGAUGAUAGCUCGUCCACCCACAGCGACCCUUUCCCCACAUAUUCCAGCGAUCUGUCUUCGACUGAGGUGAAUUCAACUAAAGUUUUGACCAUACCGGUUAACAAAUAUUAAUUUUCAGGAUGAUGACGACGGACAUGAAGGGGAACAUGAACACUUCGAUGCAAACCAACAGCUAAAUAUUGAAAAUUCUGUAUCAGAAGUCAUGUGCAAGUGCAAACCGGUAUACACCUGGAACUGCGCCCAGGAAUUAAUGCAUCGGGAGAACAACAUUACCAAUCGUAUUGAUUGGCGCGGUGGUCAUACCUCAGUGGAAAGCUUUGGACGCGGAUACUAUGCCUCACGGCAAAUGGUGGAACAGUUAACACAACUGAGCUCCCUAAGCCAGCACUCGGGCUGCGUUAACUGCCUGAAUUUCAACCGCUCGGGGGACUUGAUCUGCUCAGGGUCCGAUGACCUCAAAAUAAUCGUAUGGGACUGGGCGAAUGACAAGGCGGUGCACAGCUUUCGCUCCGGCCACAACAUGAAUAUCUUCCAGGCCAAGUUUAUUGAUAGUGUGGGGUGUUUGGACAUUGUGACAGCCAGCCGAGAUGGGCAAGUGCGACGAGCCGUUAUACCGCCUUCUGGUGGUACCACCAAACCCACUCGCCUGUACUCUCAUGUCGAUUCGGUACACAAGAUCGUAGUAGUGCCCCAUAGCCGACAUGAAGUGAUGAGCGCUGGUGAAGAUGCGGCUGUUAAACAUUAUGAUCUGCGUUGCAGUACUACUUCCUCCACAAUGCUGCGCGUUGUGACGCAGGAACGGAACGAAAGAAGCCGACGAGUGCGCCUGUUUAGCAUUGCGCAUCAUCCAUUUGCACCGGAAUUCAUGGUUAGCGGAUCGGAUGAAAAGUUGCGGGUCUACGACAAGCGGAAGUUGACCGAGACCGUUCAUGAGAUGACUCCGCGCGAAGUAACGGAUACCAAGAUAACCCAGAUCACCUGUGCAGUUUACAACUACAGCGGAAGCGAGAUUCUGGCCUCCUACAGCGAUGAUUGGAUCUAUCUGUUCGAUAGCCGCAACUACACGGAUGGCGAAACCCUGCACAGCUACAAGGGACACGUUAACAGCCGCACCAUCAAGGGUGUGAACUUUUUCGGACCGAGAUCGGAGUACAUCGUUAGUGGCAGCGACUGCGGCAACAUUUUUCUUUGGGAUAAGAACACGGAAGCGAUUAUUAAUUUCAUGAAGGGCGAUCACGCUGGAGUGGUCAACUGUCUGGAGCCGCACCCCUGGAUGCCGGUUCUGGCCACCUCAGGCUUGGAACACGAUGUUAAAAUUUGGGCUCCUAACGGUUCCGAAGAGAAAACACCCAAAGCGGAAAUCCUUAGGAAGACCCUGAAGCGGAACUUUGAGAGAAACAUUAAUGACACUGAGAACUUUGAUAUUAAUCAGUUCCAGAAUUUUAUACGCCAUUUUAUUAGCUCUCCAGUAUCCCGAGAAAGCCGUUAUCGUAAUGUUCGCCUUCCGCGGGUUGCUAACCGAACGACCGCAGCUGGGAGAGCUCACCUGGCACGCCAUCGAAGGGGCAGCAGCAGCACUAGUUCCACACCAUCACCAGUGUCCAAUGCCACCAGUCAGCGGCGCAGCAGCGACAGCUCUAACGACACUAAUGAGGGCGAUGCUGCGGCGGCUUUGGACACCCUACCUUGCCGCACGCAGUAAGUGAGACGCAUCCCAAGCCCCCGGCUCCGGAGGGGCUUCCAAAUUUGAGUCCCGGGCCAAUCAAUUGAUUUCAGAGAGCCCAGCGUUUCUGAAGCUGUGAAUUUGCAAAUCGUAACCAUUAAGUGCGCAUAAUAUAAUUUUAAAUUUGUAUUUUUCUUUAACAGAGUUUAAACAAACCAUUCUCACUUAUAAGAAAUCUGUUGGGAAAUGUGAUUUUAUGUAAAAUACAACUAAUUGGAAAUUUCUCAAAUAAAUCCAUGAAGGAAUAAUGUAUGGUUUUAUAAAGGCCAAUACAGAUUUUAUAUCAUUGAAAAUACCCUGUAAUGUAAA